Trametes versicolor FP-101664 SS1 is the source of this 4337-nucleotide messenger RNA. Its product is annotated as actin-like ATPase domain-containing protein. Bases 64 to 2403 code for a protein of 779 amino acids. Gene Ontology annotation, cellular component: Ino80 complex. NCBI's taxonomy places the organism in Eukaryota, Fungi, Basidiomycota, Agaricomycetes, Polyporales, Polyporaceae. Gene Ontology annotation, biological process: double-strand break repair; regulation of DNA-templated transcription. The record is from RefSeq and is a predicted model, not a curated record. The transcript is spliced from 17 exons.
UGCCUGCUCAUGACCUGCUCUCCCCGACCUUCGCGCUAGACACCGCGUAAACGUGUAUCAGCAAUGCCUCGAGGGAUUCCCAACGCGAAACGAGACGAGUCGGCGCUGCGAUACACAAACUUCCAUGUCCCGCUUGCGUUGAACCCCAAGCAUGUAGGGUCGACCUACCAGAAGUCGGAGUCUCAAACCUUGUGGUCGCGAAAUGCCGUUCGCGCACAUAGGACGAGGAUUGCCUUGGACGAGGCUGGAACGGCCACUCCGACAGAGCAGACUAGGAGGGGAUCUAAGGUUGUUGUCAUUCACCCAGGUUCUCGUUUCCUCCGGAUAGGACGCGCGUGCGACGUUACGCCCUUGACAAUCCCGAACGUCAUCGCGCGAAAACAUACUGUCCCUGUCUCGGAACCUGUGUAUGUUCAGGGAAUCUCGCGACCGAAGGAAGAUAGGAAACGAGCGACGCCCUCUACAUCUGCGUCUAACGGAGACGAAUACGCGGUGAAUGUAGCCUCGGAUGACCCAUUUGACACCAAGGUCGCUGCAAUUACGGUCUCACUGCGAGACCGUAUGCGGUUCUACAAACUUCGCGUGACUCCAAAUGCCGCCGGAAUCGCGACAACCUUCAACGAGCAGUUCAAGCCUGAGAUCAUUCCUGAGCAGAACGAUCCCUACAGUGUCGACUGGAUAUACUCAUCAGAUGAGCCCUACUACGUAGGCGAGGAAGCACUGCGUAUCGCAGACCCCGAGCGGAUGGGUUAUGUCACUAGGUGGCCUAUCUACGGCGGAAACUUCAACACUCGCGACUACCCUUCGAUGCAGCUCAUAUACAGUGAUGUUGAGACGAUAUUCAGGGAAGCGUUAAAGCAAAAGGGCAUCGAGGCAAGCGCAUACAAGGACUACUCUGUCGUACUCGUAAUUCCAGAUUAUUACGAUCGAGCGUACGUGGAAGCCCUCGUGCGAAUUCUCUUGCUCGACAUGGGUUUCAAGCAGUUCUGUGCCCAGCAAGAAUCUUUAGCGUCGACAUAUGGUGCUGGUAUCUCAAAUGCCUGUGUAGUCGACAUGGGUGUGGUGAAGACCAGUAUUGCUUGCGUGGAUGACGGGCUAGUCGUCGCCGACACCAGAAUGGUGUUGAGUAUGGGCGGGAACGACAUCACCGAGUUCCUUUAUGUCUUGCUAGAGAAGAUUGGCUUUCCAUAUCGCGACAUUGACCUUGCACGAUCUUACGAUUGGAACGUCAUGGAAGACCUUAAGGCGCGGCUGUGCACUCUCGCCGAGGGUGACGUAGCCUUGAACCUGUACGAUUUUUCUGUCAGGCGACCGGGGAAGCCCACAGAGAAAUACGGCUUGCGCGCAUAUGACGAGAUCAUCCUCGCACCAAUGUGUCUGUUUGAGCCUCGCGUCAUCGAGUUCGAGCGCAAGAAGGCCGGGAUGCGGUUCCUCAUGCGUGCGCCAGAUAUGGCAGAGGAGAUGGUCGAGCAGAGUUCGGAGAAGUUCACGGAGCGCUAUACACAAGCCAUGUUGAUAUCGACACAGCACCUGUUCCCCGUGCUAGUGCCUGCCCCUACUACGGAGCAGGUGCCGCUUCUCACUGCGCCAGUGAUCCAGACACCGGUCACGGAAGGACCGUCGCUAGCCGUCACUCCUGCAGCACCCAGUGCUUCUGCGACCGCUCCCGUAACACCUGCAGCGGAGGAACCUCCCACUGCCGCCGCCAGCAGCGUCAAGGACGAAGACGUUGAGAUGACAGAUGCGGCCGCCGCAAAGUCCGAAUCUGGGGCGCCAUCCGCAUCAGGCGCGGACGAGGACAAAGCGUCGACGAAGCCAGCCGAAGACACCCCCGCUCCCGCAGAGAAGGGGAAAGCCAAAGAGGAGGCGAAGGAGACACCCGCCCCACCCGCCGAGGCCCCGGUGGAAAUUAUUGACGUCGACGAGAUCGAGGUGAAGCCCGCGCCGCCUGCCGCACGCGGGCAGCCCCCACAAUCGCACCAGCCCCCACCCCCGCAAAUGAUUCCGUUCGGGCUACGCGCGUUCAAUAUCGACGUGAGCUUCGAGGCGAGCAAGCUCCCGCUCGACGUCGCGAUUUUCAACAGUGCGCGGGCGGCAGGUGGGGACGAGAAGAUACGGAAGUACCUCCAGGCGGUCCUCGUGGUAGGCGGGACGGCGCUCGUACCGGGGAUGGCUCAUGCGCUGGAGAGCAGGCUGCAAGCUAUCGCGACGCCGCUUGUGCCCAACAUGGAAAAGGUGCAAAUCAUCCCACCGCCCAAGGACGUUGACCCGCGCGCGCUCGCGUGGAAGGGCGCCGCUGUGCUGGGCAAGAUGGACGGCGUAGCGGAUUUGUGGGUAACUCCUGCUGACUGGGAGAUACUGGGUAUGCGCGCGCUCAAGGAGCGAUGCUUUUUCUUGUCGUGAAACGAUAGUUGCUGUACAGUUGACAUCGGUGCGGUAUUUGUGAUCAUAUUUGUAUGUAACAAUCCUGGAACUUCUGAGUACUCGACAUCUACCGGAAAGUUAUAGGCGACGAUAUGCGAGUGGUGCGUACAGGUAACUUGUAAGUGUAUGUUACGUGCAGCAGUUUAAUAUCAGGGGUUUAUCGUACCAGGAAUGGUUGGUUUGGGGCGGACAGGCGUAAGGCAAGGCAUAUAGACAAGCUCACAUCAACAUGAAAACACAGGCGCAUAAGCCAAAACGUAAGACACACAGCGAGCAAGAAACGUAACGACGGGAUUCUAUAUGCGCGUACGGAUUGAGAAUUAGAGCGUACAGUAUGGUAUGAAAGGAACGUGAUACAUGGCGGACGAUCUGCGGUGACAUCCUUUCCUCCCGAAGACGCAUGAUAUAGCAGUAUGAGGCCGGGAAACAUUCGACGUACGAAAGGCGCGACGCGGGCGUGCAUGAAGCUUGCGUCACACGGAACGAUUACACGCCGAGGCGGUCCUUGAAGGCGACGAAGUCGUCUGCUUGGAGCGUCGCCCACUGAUUCGCAAGCAACGUCAUCUCUGUCCGCCCUUUGCUGUCGCGCUCCUCCCAUUCGAUGUACGCCGCGCCGGUCCCCUUCCAAAGAACGAGUUUCUCGUCCUCGCAGGAGACAACCGCCGCAUCCGUCGUGUCCAUCCUUCCCACAUGCGUGCAUACCCCCGACCCUGCACUGCUGCUCUCCGGCUGCGGGUUCGUGCACCUGAUGAGCUCGACGAGCGCCUUUAUCGUGGUGUCGGCGAGGCGAUUCGGGGUGAAUGGGAAGGAAAAGAGCGAGCGCGGGAUGUGGUCGGACGUGUACGGCAGCUCGGCGCGGCAGAGCGGGCACUCCAGGGAGUCGUGCCAGUAGCCACAUCCGCGGUGCACGGCGGCGAAGCACCACUGGAGGAUGCAUAUCGCGCAGAACGAGUGGCCGCAGCGGCCCGCAGUGAGAGUGUAUGGACAGGCCAUGACUUCGUAGCAUAGCGAGCAUGUAAAGUGUUCCUCGAGUUGUGCGAGAGCCCACAGAGGCUCCGUCAUCACGCCUACGGCGGUCAACGUUCGCUGCGUGCGCUUGAGCAAGACCUUCUCCUCCGCGGUAAGGCGCUUCCUCAGUGAGGCGAGCUCCUUGGACUCUGCAUCGACCUCGCGCCGUUUGACGACGAGGCUCUGCACGCGUUUCUGAAUAGCUUCUCGCUCGCGCGAAAACCCCUCCACCGUGCGGUGCAUCGCGUUGCUCUUCUUUUGGACGGCAGCCUCACGCUUCUUGACCUCACGCUCACGCUCGCGCACGCCCUUCUCCAGUUCCUUCAGUCGCUGUGCCAGCGCCCGCAGCUCCUCGUCUUUAUCUACCGAGGGCGCACGUUUCCGCUUGGGGGCGCGGGGGGAUUUAGCAGCCGAGGCCUUGCGUCGUGAUGGCCCGGCACGAGAGGUGCUCACGGAGGAGCUGCGAGAUGCGCUUGAGGAGUCAUCCUCCGCUUCUACGAGCGUGGCCGUCGAGCGACCUCUGGAGGUGGAACUCGAGGAAGGCGAUGCAGCAGAUGCAGGAGCUCGUGAGACACGCAUGGAGGCACUGGCUUUGCGUUUGGCGGUAGUUGUUGCUACCUUUCCUUUCCUUUCUUUUAGUGUACGUGCACCUUUGACCGCUGCCUUCGCUGACGCCUUCGAGGUCCUCGAUGAGCGAGUUUUCGAUGAUGUUGCGCGCUUGGAAGUCGAGGCGUUGGGUAGCUCAACGCUCGCUGCCGCUUUGACCGUCAGCUUUUUGACUCUGGCGGAUUUGUUGCGCAUGGCGAGGCGAGCAGCAGGGCGUAGACAAAGAGGGAUUGGCGGCCAAAGGAUGGGAUCGAUGUCGUCCGCACAAUGAACCCGCGUCCUGCCCGCUAUAUCUGGCU